AUGAAUUUACGAUUGGUCAUUUUAUUGGUAUUUCAUUUUAUUCACUAUUCUGACUCAUAUAAAAUAUUGGUUUACUCGAAUUUAUAUGGUCACAGUCAUAUCAAAGUUCUGAAUACAAUAGCUGACACUUUAACAGAUGCAGGACAUGAUGUGACUCUGUUCCGCCCAAUAAUUGAAACAAGUCAACUGAACAAAUCAUCAGUUAAAACUAAGAAAGUGAUCUACGUGGAGCCGGAUGAGGGAGUAAUCGAAAAAAUGAAACAGAUCGAUAAGUUUUCUGGAAGUCUCUGGACAUUGGAUUCAACGAAACCAUCUGCAAUGAUUGCAAAAUCGAACACUUUGGUUGAAUUUUUCGGAACACAGUGUAAAAGUUAG
Molecule: messenger RNA, 375 nt
Organism: Caenorhabditis remanei
Lineage: Eukaryota; Metazoa; Nematoda; Chromadorea; Rhabditida; Rhabditidae
Exons: 2
Coding region: 1-375 (124 amino acids)
Source: RefSeq, a predicted model, not a curated record